Molecule: messenger RNA, 1374 nt
Organism: Colletotrichum karsti
Lineage: Eukaryota; Fungi; Ascomycota; Sordariomycetes; Glomerellales; Glomerellaceae
Product: cellulose-growth-specific protein
Exons: 10
Coding region: 1-1374 (457 amino acids)
Source: RefSeq, a predicted model, not a curated record
AUGAAGUUCUUGACUCUCGCCACUGUGCUGUCGGUAGCCAUCUCCGAUGUUAGUGCACACUACAUCUUCCAGCAACUGGGCGUUGGCUCCACAAAGUUUGGUGUUUUCGAGCACAUUCGUAAGAACACCAACUACAACUCCCCUGUGACGGAUCUCACAUCCAAGGAUCUGAGAUGCAAUGAGGGCGGUGCCAGCGGCGCUCAGACGACUGUGACCCAGGUCAAGCCUGGUGACACCUUCUCUUUCACCUUGGACACGGCAGUCUACCACCAGGGCCCGAUCUCUCUUUUCCUUUCCAAGGCACCCUCUCAUGUUCAGGACUACGACGGGUCCGGGAAAUGGGCCAAGUUCAAGGACUUCGGGCCGACCUUCUCAAAUGGCCAGGCCACAUGGCCCAUGUCGCAAAUCUACUCGCACAAGAUCCCGACUUGCCUUCCCAACGGAGAGUACCUCCUGCGCAUCCAAUCCCUCGCCAUCCAUAACCCGUACCCGGCCGGCAUUCCGCAGUUCUACAUCUCUUGCGCGCAGAUCAACGUGACAGGCAGCUCCGCGUCUGCCAGCUCCUUCGCGCCGACCCUGGAUAUCCCCGGUGCUUUCAAGGAGACGGACCCAGGAUACACCGCAAACAUCUACAACGGCCUCACCUCUUACACCGUUCCGGGCGGCAAGGAGUCCAUCAUGGGUUCCUUCAUCUUGCUCCUAGCAGCCUUUGCGGCUUUCUGCGAUCUAGCCGCAGCCCACUACCGCUUCACCAGUCUCGUAGUAGGAGGCGUCAACACAGGCGAAUACGUCCACGUGCGCAGGAACACAAACCACAACAGCCCCGUCACCGACGUCUCGAGCAAGGACAUCGUCUGCAACGCCGGCGGUCUGUCGUCGGGCCCCCAGACGCAGAUCGCCACCGUCUCCGCGGGCGCGACCGUCGGCUUCGUCAUGGACCAGUCCAUCUACCACGACGGUCCCGUCAUCGUAUGGCUUUCGCCGGCGGGGUCGACCAACGUGACUACGUAUGAUGGCAGCGGGCAAUGGGCCAAGAUCUGGGAACUCGGCGCGCAGACGGGGAAUGGCCAGAUCAAGUUCCCGGCGUCGAACCAGGCCGCGUUCAACUUUCAGAUCCCCUCGUGCACUCCCCCUGGGGACUAUCUCCUCCGUAUCGAACAGAUCGGUCUGCACUCGGCCAGUACCAAGGGCGGAGCCCAGUUCUACAUCUCGUGCGCCCAGAUCAGGGUCACCGGAUCAGGCAGAGGCUCGUUCUCUCCGACUGUUAGGUUUCCGGGUGCUUACACGGGCAAUGAGCCUGGCAUUCUGAUCAACAUAUACUAUCCUGUGCCGACUACCUACAUCAUCCCAGGGGGUGCCGUGGCAAAAUGCUGA